CGCCGCGGCUGAUCGGAUCAAUGUAUGUCCGGCGCAGAUCGUCGAGCUUGAGCUAUUUAUCUUCUUUAUGCAGGCGAGCUUUGAAUAAUGGAAACAGACAACCAAACCAACGUCAAAUUCGAGAACUGAUGGAAGGCGACUGGGGUUGGGCAGAAAUACAGAUAUCUGAUUGCUGUUCGCCCAACGAUCUGUUUGGCAUUCCUUGAUUCGCAAUUCCCACCUCAGUUGCCCGGGUUUUCUUUUCGUAAUGGCUGAAGUCGCGGGGGCUCUCCCACCUCAACCCGCCGCAAAGGUAUCGGAUAUAAUCAAGAAUUAUAGAGCAUCAAAGUCUUUUCGAGGAACUCCCAAACCGGAUGGGCUCCCUAGCAAUGUUACCUCUUUGGAUUUCGACGACCAAGGCGAUUACCUGGUAGCGUCCGGAGACGAUGAAACACUACAAGUAUUUGAUAUUAAGGAAGGGAAACUGACCAAGACUGUCCCAAGUAAAAAAUAUGGAGUGCAUCUGGCAAAGUUCACCCACCACUCGCGCCAGAUACUUCACGCCAGCACGAAGGUGGACGACUCGUUACGGCUUUUAGACUUGCACAAUGAAAGUUAUCUUCGAUACUUCGCCGGUCAUACGGACAGGGUUACCUCACUUGCAGUUUCUCCAGGGACAGAUGCGGUUUUGUCUUGUUCCAAGGACGAUACCGUUGCGUUGUGGGAUCUCAAUUCGAGGAACGCCCAAGGGAAACUUAAACUAGCUACCCCUUAUCUAGUUGCCUUUGACCCGUCGGGUUCAGUCAUAGCAAUUGCCUCUCAGUCUACAUCGUCAGUACUACUCUACGACUUUAGAAACUAUGACAAGCCUCCUUUUGCGACAUUUGACCUUGCCCCACAAGAAGACCGAUUCACCCCUUCGACAAGGGGCAGGGCAUGGACCCGCUUGGAGUUUUCUAAUGAUGGCAAGCAUCUUCUUGUCGGAACAGACUACCACGGUCAUUUCCUAUUGGACGCCUUCGAGGGUAAUAUUAAGGCGUUUUUAAUCGGUAAAAGUGGACCCACUGGACGUGCUGCCCCUGUCUCGAGUUCUGGAAAACCAUUAGGCCAGGGGGACGUUUGUUUUACUCCAGAUGGACGUUACGUGCUUGGCGGUGCUGGCGAUCAAUCUGAUACUCUCGUCUGGGAUACCCAACAAUCUCCGGACGCCAGUUUAUUCCUUAAGCCCGCGUUCCGCCUGCCAUACCGUGCCCGCUCCGUUAUCGUGCAAGCCAAUCCGCGGUAUAACAUGUUCGCAACAGCAGACAAAGAGAUCACGUUCUGGCUCCCAGAUGAUAACGCUAAGCCGGCCGAAAAAUAAAAGGGCUUUCUAACAAGUUCGUUUAUUAAGGACUAUCUGAUUCGAAAUGGUGUUUCCAAAACCCUCUCUUCAAGGCUAGUUGGUAUAUGGGUAAUAGGGUAAAUAGAUUAAUCCUCUUGCCGAUGUCUAUCGAAGAUCCAUAACACGGCGUUCGCCGCAUCAUGGGAGGCAUGACUUUUCUAUAUAUUUGGUAUCUGUUUUCAGGCCUUCCUAUUGCUGUCCUUGCCAAUCAAACUUCUGGCUGUAUCGCAUAUCCAAACUAGGGGGCCUGACAAUUCGUCAUCGCCAUUUCUGUUUUCCUCGACAAGGACUUCGAUCUGCUUAGCUACCGUCCGAUUGCUCGAGAUCGUCAUGAGGCCAGUUGCCCAGCCAUACAGGAACACGCUUGUGUUAAUGUCGCUUAAUUGGCUCGCAACUAUGCGAGCGACAGGCGGCAAGACACCGUCUGCCCAGCCCCGUUCAAUUUCUGCAUGGGCAUUUACUACUCUAAUGGGAAUGUUCCAAUUUAAAGGAACUUUGUGGUCCGAUAACUCCUGGAACUGGGAUAUCAAAUCCUCUCUAUCACAGUUUAUAUCCCCCGCCAUCAUUAUUUUCGUCCUUUUCUUCUCAAUUGCAGUACCGAUUGUCUCAACUAUUUCAUACAUUCUCUUGGCGGCUUCUUCAGUGCAUACAAGCUGCCUGUCUCCCAUUGCCGGCCAAAGUUCAGAGGUGACCAACGGCUGUUUUGCCUCGAGUUCAAUCUGGCGGGUUAUUGCGGGAUGAUGACCGGCUGAUGGAUCAAUAUUUUGGAAAUGCGAUAAAUCGGACACUAGAGCAAGGAGUAAGGUACAGUCGACAUUUAAUGUAGAGGUCAUAUGUGGAUGAGGAUUCGGUAGUAGUGUCAGAAGAAGCUCUUCCACUGUCUUGGUUUGGUGGUGGCCGUUAUCUUUUCCAUUGGGGGCUGCCAGCAGCUUGGCCGCAUCUUCUGUGUCCGUGCUACACUCUACUGUAACACCGGUUUUUCGAAUAUCUUUAAUAAUGGCAUCAACCUCGGGGGUUUCCCCCUCCACAAUUUUUGGGAGCACAAAACGGAUCCGAGGAUGCUUAUAUCUGACUCUGACUAGGGCAGCCGCCUUUUUCAUGUCCGUAGCAAGCCUUACUAAUUCGAUGGUAUCCUCGUCAUCAUCGUCGCUGUCAUCAUCAUUCUGUAGCCUAUAGACCUCGGCUCCUUGCGCCUCCCCAUCUUCACUGGUCGAGUCACAUCCCAUUUCCCAGCCCCUUUUGGCCAACUCGAACAGUAGCCGACUAGUAGUGACAGUAGACACCUUGACCCACUCCUCCCCGUUGUCAGCUACUAUAUCCACCAGCACACUUCUCUUCUGCAACCCUACUUUGCUCAAAUUUUCUUCGACCGCCUUGUGCGCAUCUGCCGAAACAUGUAAUCCCUGUAUUGAGCGCUCAAGAUCUCGGAUUGAAGUCGGCGUAGCUAUCCCGUCCAUUCCAUCUCUUCCAGAUCCAUGAGCAUUGCGCUUAGCUUUGUACCAGUAAAAACGCUUGCUGAACGCAACCAGACCACAACAACUCGAUUUUGACACGUUCCACACAGAUGAAUAGAACGGGAG
Blastomyces dermatitidis ER-3 is the source of this 2940-nucleotide messenger RNA. Its product is annotated as WD repeat protein. The transcript is spliced from 3 exons. The record is from RefSeq and is a predicted model, not a curated record. Gene Ontology annotation, cellular component: Set1C/COMPASS complex. Lineage: Eukaryota; Fungi; Ascomycota; Eurotiomycetes; Onygenales; Ajellomycetaceae. Bases 248 to 1339 code for a protein of 363 amino acids. Gene Ontology annotation, molecular function: chromatin binding; protein binding.